CGCAGCUCGAUUUGAUCCGAAACGUGGUUUGAUUAACUUGGUCUGGCUCGACGAUGCAAACAGGAAGCUCAUCAACAAAAGGAAACACAGGCAGCAGCAGCAGCAGCAGGAUAUUCAACAAUGUCCCGGUUGUUUUUGCAAAAUAGUUUUUGUGCCAAAUUUACACUGCAAACAGCACGUGAGUCUGUUUUGUUCACACCGCGAGGAGCCGGAGCGCGAGCCAAGCGGAGUGUUUUUAUUCAACAACAGAGACAACACGUCCGAGGAACAAACACAGGCUUUAAUGCACACAGGGCAAAGUCCACGCUGUGGAUAUGUGGGCUCGGUGUGGGGGUUGCGUUAGCUGUGGGGUUGAAAUAUCAGAGAGACUCAGCGGACAGCUCCUGCGGUGGUAAACAAACAGAAACACAGCUGACCCACAGAUACAGUGAGGCCAUAAAGGUCAGCAGGGAGCUUCUGGAGCGGAUACAGGUAGGCACAGAGGCUGAGGUCGGGGCUCCAGGGCUGGUGGUUGGGGUCUCUGUGGAUGGUGCUCAUGUCUGGUGUGAAGGGCUCGGUUAUGCUGAUUUGGAGAAUCGUGUGCCGUGCAGCCCAGAAACGGUAUUGCGAAUCGCCAGCAUCAGUAAGCCCCUCACAUCUGCAGCUGCUGCACGAUUGUGCGAGGAGGGGAAACUAGAUCUUGAUGUCCCAGUCCAGAAAUAUGUCCCAGAAUUUCCCCAGAAACAAUUUGAUGGACAGGAUGUCACAAUAACCCCUCGUAUGAUUCUGUCCCACCUGAGUGGCAUACGUCAUUAUGAAAAAGACGCAAAGAAAGUGAAGGAGGACAAGGAGAAAGCUAAGCGACUUUUAAAGCCGCUGGUGAAAGAGAAAGAGGAUGAAAAGGGCUCAUCUGAAAACAAAGACAAACCUGCAGCAGGACACAACACCAAGGGCAAAGAAGUCACUCAGGCUCAGAAGAAAAAAGAGUUUGAGCACGAGGAAUAUUACUUGAAGAACAGCUUUGAAAGUGUUACUCAGGCCUUGGACCUCUUUAAGGAUGACCCGCUCAUUUUCAAACCUGGCACCACUUUCCUGUAUUCCACCCACGCCUUCACCCUGCUCAGUGCUGUUGUAGAGCGAGCUGCUGGACAUCGCUUCCUGGAUCUCAUGAUGAACAUGUUCCGUGAGCUAGGAAUGCUCAACACUGUGCCAGAUGAGAAUGACCCUAUUAUUUACCACCGCUCCAGAUUUUAUCAUCUCAACAAGAGAGGACGUGUUGUGAACUGUCCAUACGUAGACAACUCGUACAAGUGGGCAGGAGGCGGCUUCCUUUCCACUGUGGGUGACCUGCUGCUUUUCGGUAAUGCUCUGCUGUACAGCUACCAGGUGGCCCACCUAAAGGACACCGAGGGCUUGCUCCCUGGCUUCCUCAAACCCCAGACCGUCAUAGACCUGUGGGCACCCGUUGACAGGACAGAGGCCAGCUGGGAUAAAGAUGGACUGUACGCCCAAGGUUGGCUGGUAGUAGAGAAACUACAGAAAUAUGGCCAGUGCAGGAAGCGCAGACACUACGUGUCACACACCGGAGGAGCUGUGGGGGCUAGCAGUGUCCUCCUGGUGUUACCAGUGGAGGAGGUAGACCAGCACCGAGGACAGACCCCCAUCCUCCCACAGGGGGUGGUGGUCACCAUCAUCACUAACAUGCAGUCUGUAGGACUCAACAGCACAGCACUCAAAAUUGCACAUGAGUUUGACAAAGCCAGAAGUCUGUAAGAGUAAGUUGUUUACAGAAAUGCCUUUACAUUUCAGAUAAACCCUGUGAUCUUAAGUAUUUUUUAAAUAUAUAUAUAUAUUUUAAAUCAGUCCAGAGGAUGUUUUAAAAUAAAUUUGUUUACAUUUUUCAUUACACUUGGCAAGGAAGCUAUACUGCCACUAGGUGGAAGCAAAUAACUGCAUUUCAGCCACCAAAGGAAGGCCACUGUCUUUUUGAAAUUUGUUGGCUUCAUCCAUUUUUACCCUUUUUUAAAAGCAAGCACAAGAACAUUUUAAUUUCUAUGUUUCUGUAUUUAAGAGAAAUAAAAACAUUUCA
Messenger RNA from Larimichthys crocea (large yellow croaker), 2068 nucleotides. RefSeq names its product lactamase, beta (gene lactb). Bases 121 to 1752 code for a protein of 543 amino acids. The record is from RefSeq and is a predicted model, not a curated record. Gene Ontology annotation, cellular component: mitochondrion. NCBI's taxonomy places the organism in Eukaryota, Metazoa, Chordata, Actinopteri, Sciaenidae. Gene Ontology annotation, biological process: proteolysis; regulation of lipid metabolic process. Gene Ontology annotation, molecular function: peptidase activity. The transcript has 6 exons.